CCCGCCCCGCCGCUGAUUUAGCUGGUGGCGUUGCCUUGGCCGCCGGCUUUGGGCUGCCUGCGGUCCGGGUUGGGGACGCAUCGCCGGAGUGGAGCGGGCAGAUGCCAGGCAUCUGAGCGCGAAUGCAAUUCUCAAGUCCAGGAUGAAUGAAUGCCACUAUGAUAAACGCAUGGACUUCUUUUAUAAUAGGAGUAAUGCUGAUACGGCAGACGAGUGGUCAGGGACAACUCUUGUAAUUGUUUUAUGCUUUGGCACUUUUUUUUGUUUCUUUAUUUUCCUUUCAAACUCUUUGGUCAUAGCUGCUGUGGUAAAAAACAAGAAGUUCCACUACCCCUUUUAUUAUUUGCUAGCCAACCUCGCUGCUGCAGAUUUUUUUGCAGGUAUCGCUUAUGUAUUUUUGAUGUUCAAUACUGGCCCAGUGUCAAGAACAUUAAGUGUAAAUAGAUGGUUUUUACGCCAGGGACUUUUGGAUACAAGUUUGACAGCCUCUCUGGCCAACUUACUGGUAAUCGCUGUUGAGCGGCACGUAUCUAUUGUGAAGAUGAGGGUUCACAGUAAUCUCACAAAGAAGAGAGUCACAUUUUUUAUUUUGUUGAUCUGGGCCAUAGCAAUUUUCAUGGGCGCGGUGCCCACAUUGGGCUGGAACUGCCUGUGCGACAUUUCCACCUGCUCUUCUCUAGCUCCUAUUUAUAGCAGGAGUUAUUUAAUAUUUUGGACAGUCUCCAAUCUGGGAGUUUUUUUCAUCAUGGUUGUUGUAUACAUAAGAAUCUACAUGUAUGUCCAGAGAAAAACAAAUGUUUUGUCUCCGCAUACUAGUGGAUCCAUCAGCCGCAGGAAAACUCCGAUGAAACUUAUGAAGACCGUCAUGGCAGUGUUAGGUGCGUUUAUUGUGUGCUGGACUCCUGGACUUGUAGUACUACUGCUUGAUGGUUUGAAUUGCACUCGUUGUGAGGUUCAGAAUGUGAAAAGGUGGUUCCUUCUCCUAGCUCUGCUGAACUCUAUCAUGAAUCCAAUAAUUUACUCUUACAAAGACGACGAGAUGUCAAAUACUAUGAGGCGCAUGAUUUGUUGCUCGUUUGAGGAGAGAAGCCAGGAGCGCCGGUCUUCGAGGAUCCCCUCUGCAGUGCUCGGCAGGAGCAUAGAUUCCUCUAGCCAGUACUUGGAAAAUGGCAUUAGUCAAGUGACUAUCAGUGGCAAAGAAAAUACAUGAAUUUUUCUCCUCCUCCAAAUGGGGACUGCGGCGGGGGUAGGCCACAAUCCAAAUGAUCUCUGAACCACCUGAGAUCACUGAACCCUGAAACCACAGAAGAAUAUGUUCUCUGUACCAAAACCCAGAUCCCAGGGUUACCUGACAUCUUUGUAAAUAAUUACUGGAUGGGAAAAAAUGUACUUGAAGGGAUGUGAAAGAAUAGAAGGAGUGGUUUCAACUCUGCAGUGUUCCUUUUAAGUCUGGAAACAGUACAAGCAGCAUUAUGGAGUCUCCUUCCUCAGAGGUCUAGGCAGUGGUGAGAUGUCACUGUGCCAGGGCUGCACCUUAACAGCCAAUUGUGACGAGGUGGCAGGGUCAGCUUCUCAGGAGACGGGGGGAGGUCCUCAUCCUCAAGUGAGGCUUUAUUUUUACAUCUUUUGAGGGCUGCCUUCCCCAGUUAUGUUUUUGGUGCCUGGCACAAAAGUACCUUAGUUGCCAAACAUUGGACUCUCUCUCAGUGCUCAGCACUUCCUUCUGACAAACAUCUGUCCAGAAUUGGGCAUUAAGCAAAUACUCCAAAGCAAUGAGUGCUUUUCUGCCACCACAACAAAGCAGCUGGUUAGUUCUGUGGUGUCAAGUAAGGCAUUUUAGUGGCCCAGCAAGUAGAAGACACUUUCUGGUGGCAAGAUGGAUUGCACCACCAUGGCAGACUUGGAGUUGUUUCCUUUUAAUAAAAAGCCACACAGGUAACCAGAAUAUUAGGGAAUAAUGUAAACAAGCUUCUCCACAAUGUUCCAGUUCUUUACAUGAAGGACUUUCUCUUUUGUGACUAUCAUUUCUGUAAUAGAGAGUAUUUGGUCAGUUUUGCUACCUCUCUUCUGUCUGAAGUGGUACACCCCAGACACCGAUUUCUUUCUUUGGGAAGGAGCUAGGCCAGAAUUAGUUUGGUUAUUCAGAGUGGCUUUUAAAUUGUUUGCUUUAGUAGCAGCCUACAGCUGCUCUGAACUCAGUGGGACUUGCUUCUGAGUAAAUAUAGUCAGCUGUUUAGUUUUAUAAGCGGAACAUUGUACAUGUUCUGCAAUUAAGCAUUUUAAUAAAGAUUUUUUAGGUUGUAAAUGUGAGCUGUAGAACCAGCAUUUGUCCUUUAUCUGCUAUUUAACUCCACCCCACCCCCAAUCUGUAUAAAGUAGUAGUUUCUACGCAUGGCAUUUUCUGCUCCAGAGGGGCAAUAUUUAGUAGUAUUCUAAAAAAUUUUAGAGCAUGCUAAGGUCCUCCCAAUAAGUUAUUCCUUGCAUAUGUAGCUCACAUGCCAUGUUAAUAGGUCUAAAAAUUAUUAGCAUCUGUUUUAAUUGGAGUGGACUUAUUUUGGUAUGUCAUUAAAAAUAUAAAGGAUUUUGCCUCACAAUCAUUUAUGUACAUGCAGCCCAGUAUAUUACUAACAGAACAUUAGACGUUUUGUUAGUAAACUGAAUUUCUUGAAUGCUUCUUGAUAAUUUCGUGAAUUAUCAGUAUAGUCAAGGUAGUAUGUCAUAACCAGAAGAAAAAGAGAAAAAGGCAACAAUAUUUAUCAGCUGUAUUCGAUAGCAGUAAUCUUUUUAGGUUAGUAUAAGAUCCUGGAAAGAUUUCUGCAAAAGCAUGAAUUUGUAUAUACUUUUAUUACAAUAUUUUAAUUUUAAAAAAUCUUAAUAUGUACAGAUUGCUUUUCAUAUGUUACUUUUUAAGUGGUUUAAUGCCUGUUGAAAGUAUGAAGAAAAGGAUUAUCUAGUGUUUAAAAUAAACGCUUUGUAUUUGG
Pantherophis guttatus is the source of this 2981-nucleotide messenger RNA. RefSeq names its product lysophosphatidic acid receptor 3 (gene LPAR3). Gene Ontology annotation, biological process: G protein-coupled receptor signaling pathway. NCBI's taxonomy places the organism in Eukaryota, Metazoa, Chordata, Lepidosauria, Squamata, Colubridae. Gene Ontology annotation, molecular function: lysophosphatidic acid receptor activity. Gene Ontology annotation, cellular component: membrane. The record is from RefSeq and is a predicted model, not a curated record.